This is a messenger RNA of Striga hermonthica, 786 nucleotides long. The record is from the annotation of a GenBank genome assembly. NCBI's taxonomy places the organism in Eukaryota, Viridiplantae, Streptophyta, Magnoliopsida, Lamiales, Orobanchaceae.
AUGAACGCCCGAACCCUUGGCUCCGGCACCCAAACCGUAGUCUUGGCUCAUGGUUUUGGCGGCGACCAGUCAAUGUGGGACAAGAUCCUCCCUCACAUGGCCGCCAACCACCGCAUUGUCCUCUUCGAUUGGUGUUUUUCCGGCGCCGUCCUCGACCCCACUCUCUAUGACCCCAUUAGGCACAGUACAUACGAUGGUUAUGCGGUGGAUUUGAUCGGUUUGUUGGAGGAGAUGAAGGUAGAGUCGUGUGUGUUGGUCGGUCACUCCAUGUCGGGUAUAAUUGGGUGCAUCGCCUCCAUUAAAAGGCCCGAGCUUUUCACUAGGCUCGUGCUUCUUGGAGCUUCACCAAGGUUAAUAAAUAGUGAAGACUACGAAGGUGGCUUCGAGUUAUCGGACAUAGAGAACAUGUUCACGAGCAUCGAGUCGAAUUUCGAGGUUUGGUCUUCAAACUUCCCCUAUCUCGCCGUGGACAAAAGUGAUCCCACGUCAGCAGACAAGUUCAGCAAAUGUCUGAAAAGGAUGAAGCCUGAAGUUACACUGUCCCUCGCGAAAACCGUGUUCCUGGGCGACUACAGAGACAUUCUCGACAAAGUGGAGAAGCCGUGUGACAUCAUCCAGACGAGGAGUGAUGUCGUCGUCCCAAAAUCGGUCCCCGAGUACAUGCAAAGGAAAAUUAAGGGGAAACCUACGGUGAAGAUUAUCGACACGGAAGGUCAUUUCCCUCAUCUCACGGCCCAUGUUCAGUUAGUUGAGGUGUUGGAUAACAUUUUACAUGUUGUUAAUUAG